Molecule: messenger RNA, 390 nt
Organism: Trypanosoma rangeli
Lineage: Eukaryota; Euglenozoa; Kinetoplastea; Trypanosomatida; Trypanosomatidae
Exons: 1
Coding region: 1-390 (129 amino acids)
Source: RefSeq, a predicted model, not a curated record
AUGCUACCCGUACAGGCUCAGAGAGAAAACGGCAUUGAGGCAACCUGGUCGGGGAGACCCACUCGAAAUGACGCCCCAUUUGCAAGACAUGUUGGUAUCCGCCCACCCUCAAACGUGCAGGCGACGUACAGUAUGAAUGGCAUGGUGUUUUCAGAUCGCUGCCUGGACCGUUGCCAAGAACUUGCUGUGGAAUGCAAAGAGCGUUCUGCUCAGUUAGCGACGAUAGAGGUAGAACGGCGAUGUCAACUUGAGGAAAUGGCAAAGUUUUCAGAACAUGUAAAGGCAAAAGUGGAUUAUCUACAUGCGUUAGGGAGGCAAAUAUCCGGUGCUCUUGCGGAAGAAUUAAGGAGAAAUAAAUACUUGAGAGAAACUGCAGCACAACGAAGAUAA